This is a messenger RNA of Petromyzon marinus (sea lamprey), 3852 nucleotides long. Its product is annotated as guanylate cyclase soluble subunit beta-2-like. NCBI's taxonomy places the organism in Eukaryota, Metazoa, Chordata, Hyperoartia, Petromyzontiformes, Petromyzontidae. Gene Ontology annotation, biological process: cGMP biosynthetic process; response to oxygen levels. Gene Ontology annotation, cellular component: guanylate cyclase complex, soluble. The record is from RefSeq and is a predicted model, not a curated record. Gene Ontology annotation, molecular function: heme binding; guanylate cyclase activity.
CUUACACACAGACACACACACAGACACACACAGACACACCCACAUGCGCGCUCAAGCGCUCCCUUAGGUGUCGCGAGAAGGCGCUCGACAAUUUGCGCACGAAACAUUUUCACCGCACGCGCUGCUGGAGUCGCCGUUUCCGCUGCUGUCGCCGCCGCUGCUGCUGCCACGACUGCCAAUCAACCUCUCGCGAUGUACGGAUUCAUCAACACGUGCCUCAAGUCGCUGGUCAUGGAGAAGUUCGGAGAGGAGACUUGGGAGAAGCUGCGGACCAUGGCAGAGACGCAGGACACCUUCAUGACCUACACGGCCUACAACGACAACAUCACUAUGCGCCUGGUGACGGAGGCGUGCACUCUCCUAGGGGUUGGCCCCGAGGUGGUGCUCCAUCUGUUCGGGGAGUACUUCUUCGAGUUCUGCAAGCGCUCGGGGUAUGACCGCAUGCUGCGCACGCUGGGCGGCAACCUGCAGGAGUUCAUCGAGAACCUGGACGCCCUGCACAGCUACCUCACCCUGUCCUACAAGGAGAUGAACGCCCCCUCGUUUCGCGUCGAGAAGAUGACGGACGGGAGGAUGCUGCUGCAUUAUUACUCUGAUCGCAAGGGACUGAGCCAGAUCGUGCCAGGCAUCAUCGGGGCGGUGGCGAGGGACUUCUUCUCGAGCGACAUCACCAUGGAGGUGGUGACGCACAGCGAGGAGGACGAGCGCACGGGCAAGAAGGAGCACGUGGUCUUCCUCGUCACCCAGAGUGCGUGGAGCACAGCCACGGUCGCUGCGGCGGCGGCAGCGGCGGCCGAGCGACAGAGCGUCGCAGAGGGCGGCCGCGGCGCGGCGAGUCCCGGCGUGCCAGCCACAACGCCACGGGGCAGUAGGAGGGAGGAGGAACGUCACUCCGCAGACGAGGGUGGUGGCGCGCCACGCCCAGCGAGGAAGAACCACUGGGAGACCAUCCGGAGCAUCGUCACCCUGGGGAAAGGGAGGCUGCUGAGGGGCUUCCAGGCCGUGUUCCCUGACACCCUCUGGGUGGACGAGAGGACCUUCUGCAACUCGUUCCCGUUCCACGUCGUCUUCGAUGAGGAGCUGCGCGUCAAGCAGGCGGGCGUGAACAUCCAGAAGUUUGUGCCGGGCCUGCAGACCAUGGACAUCCGCCUGGACGAGUACUUCACCAUCGGCCACCCGGAGGUCACGUUCACCAUCGAGAGCAUCCGCAAGUUCAUCAACAGCCAGUUCGUGCUCAAGACCCGGCGCGAGAUGCUGCCGGAAGCUCGCAGGAGCCAGCCCAUGCUGGACCUCCGAGGUCAGAUGGUGUGGAUGGAGGGGUCGCGCUCGAUGCUCUACCUCUGCUCGCCUCUCCUGCGCAGCCUGGAGGAGCUGGAGGAGCGUCAGCUGCACAUCUCGGACAUCGCGCCGCACGACGCCACGCGGGACCUCAUCCUCCUCAACCAGCAACGUCUGGCCGAGAUGGAGCUGUCCACUCAGUUGGAGCGCAAGAAGGAGGAGCUGAGGGUCCUCUCCAAGAACCUGCAGGUGGAGAAGAAGAAGACUGAGGCCUUGCUGUACGCCAUGCUGCCCCACCACGUGGCCAACCAGCUCAAGGAGGGCAAGAAGGUGGAGGCGGGGGAAUUCAAGGUCUGCACCAUCCUGUUCAGCGACGUGGUGACCUUCACCAACAUCUGCGCCGUGUGCGAGCCCAUCCAGAUCGUGCACAUGCUCAACGCCAUGUACAUGCGCUUCGACCGUCUCACCACCGUGCACAACGUCUACAAGGUGGAGACGAUUGGCGACGCGUACAUGGUGGUGGGCGGCGUGCCCAUACCCGUGCCGUCGCACGCCGAGCGGGUCGCCAACUUCGCCCUCGGCAUGGUCCUGGCCGCGCGCGAGGUCACCAACCCGGUCACCGGCAGCGCCAUACAGAUCCGCGUGGGGAUCCACUCGGGGCCCGUGCUGGCCGGCGUGGUCGGGGAGAAGAUGCCGCGCUACUGCCUGUUCGGCGACACGGUCAACACGGCGUCGCGCAUGGAGAGCCACGGCCUGCCCGGGCGCAUCCACCUGAGCCCCAGCACCCGCGAGGCCCUGCAGGGCAAGGAGUUCGACGUGGAGGAGCGCGGUGAGAUCGAGGUGAAGGGCAAGGGGCGCAUGUCCACCUACUUCCUGCUCGGCAACCGCUCGGUGGGCGAGCAGGAGAUCCUGGGCCGCACGGGGCCCCUGCCCGUGGCCGACGCGGGCGGCGGCGCGGAGACGGCCACGCACGCGGGCGAGGGACCGGACCGGUGGAGCGUGCCCAUGAAGUACUCGGACUCGGGGGACUCGACGUCGCACCUCGGAGGCGCGGCGCACUCCUCCCCUCUUCGGUCCGGCACCGGAACGCCGGCGCGGAGCGGCCAAAGCCGUGCGAGUCUCCACACCGAGCCCUUGGCGGACGGGCCGGACGGGUCAGAUGGGCCCAGAGUGACCUCGAAGCCCCACAAAGGCCCCGUGGAGGCGGCGACGAGGAUGAACGGCUCCACCUCCCCUGUCGACCGCCACUCGCGCCUCUGCUUGCUCCUCUGAUAUCCAGCGUGGCCUCCUCCGUCCGCUGAAUUGCUCAUCAUCGUCGUCGUCGUCGUCCUCAUCGUCGUCCUUAUCGUCGUCACGAGCGAGCGACGUCAGCAUCGUCGAUGCACGAAGCCACUUUAGUCCACGGGCCAAGUAGAGGCCUGGGCCGCACGUUGUUCUUGUUGUUGUUGAUUAGGUGGUUGAGCUGGUUGUGGUGGUUGAGGAGGUUGAAGUGGUUGGGGCACCAGCACCAUCGGUUUCUUUCCCUUUGACCAAGCCAGCUGGAAAGCAGCCCGAUCUCGUCACAUCUCAAAAGCUAAGCCGGGUUCGAGCCUGGACACUGCUUGGAUGGGUGACUACCAGAGGCGGCGUGAGGUGGGAGGUCGCGAGUGGGUUCCCCGUGGUGAUUGUCCGGAGAUUACCGAGAGCAUCUGCGAAGUUCACCCCCCCCGCCCCCCCCCCCCCUUAUCCCACCGCCGCCCCUACUUGCUCACGGAUGAGUGGAGUUCCACUCUGGUGACGUUCAACCCGCGCAGCUACUGCUGACUCGCUCCCGGAGCUGACGGUCGGUGCGCCACUCUGUGUGUUUAGCAGCGUUUCGUCAACUGGUGAAGGGAAGGAAGGGCAGGCCCCCACGAGCGGCCUGCCGCCACGGGCAGAACCUCGCGGGCGGCAAAAGGGCAGUGCAACAAACCAUGCCGUUGCAUCGUACCCCUGAUCUCCCGCGUGUGUGCUAUCCCCCUGUGCCGACCCGCACUGACCUGCGUGUCGAAGUGCGGUAAAAUAUUGCCACAGCACGAACAGGCAUGGGUAGGCCCUCGUCUAGCAGCGGAUUGCCAAAAGGGCCAAUAACCAGACUUGCACUCACGCCGAUCAUAAAUGCAACGACGUGCGUCCCACGUCGGAUACGUUGUACAUCACUGACCUGUACUGGACCCUGUGUGUGUACAUUGGAUGACUGGAUGGAUAGAGGUGGAGUGGACAUCAUAAAUGUUUGGGUUUGGGUGGCAAAACCCAAGUCCUUGCACUGGCCUGCAUGCGUGCACACUCGGUAGCUACUACAUCACCGAGUGUGGCGAUUGGUAUCUGCGUAUAACAUGUCUCGUUAGGCUGUGUAGAACAUGUGCUGUGUGGUAGCAAACCACAGCUGUGUAAAUAACCUCUCUGCAGCUACUGCGCUUCGUCUUAGCAACAUAUCAUGCAGACGGUCACCGCCGUCUGAUAUUAAACUGCGAUCCUCACGCGUGAUUAUAAACUAAUGCGAAUGCUCGCUGCAUAUAUAUGUAAAACAAAUAAAGCUUGUUUCUGUUUCUCUAA